UGAGAGAUUUUUAUAUCUAUGUCUAGAAGUAAAGUACAGUGAAUUGGACUUUGUAACCUUUUAGAAAAAUUGUAAAUAGUGUAUUUUUAAGUUAAGCAGUGAAAAACUACAGUACUUUAUUAACAAAAAUGUUUUCUCCAAGCAGCAGGCACUUGCUCUUUUCAACGCAGUUGAGGCGUCUUCAGAGCACCUUGGUAGUGGCAGAGCACAACAAUGAAGUUCUGUCACCGGCCACACAGAACACUUUGAGUGCUGCCAAGAAGAUUGGUGGCGAUGUGGCUGUGCUGGUAGCUGGCACCAAAUGUGGACCCGCAGCCCAAGCAGUAGCUAAAGCAAAUGGUAUUUCCAAAGUGUUGGUAGCUGAAAGUGAUACAUUCAAGGGCCUCACUCCUGAGACUCUGACCCCUCUCAUCUUGGCCACCCAGAAACAAUUCAACUUCACCCACAUUUUGGCCCCAGCCACUGCUUUCGGCAAGGCUGUUCUACCCAGAGUAGCUGCCAAACUUGAUGUCUCACCCAUCACUGAUAUCAUUGGAGUUAAGGAUGCUAACACCUUUAUCAGAACUAUCUAUGCAGGUAAUGCAGUCCUCACAUUGGAAGCUAAGGAUGCUAUCAAGGUGAUCACUGUCCGUAGCACAGCAUUCCCUCCUGAACCCCUGGAAGGUGGCUCUGCAGCUGUAGACAAGGCACCGGAGGGUGACUACAAGACUGACCUCGUACAGUUUGUCUCUCAGGAGCUCGCCAAGUCUGACCGACCUGAACUCACCAGUGCCAAGAACAUUGUUGCUGGUGGUCGUGGUCUGAAGUCAGGCGACAACUUCAAACUGUUGUAUGACCUUGCCGACAAGUUGAACGCCGCCGUAGGUGCCUCCAGAGCAGCCGUAGACGCUGGCUUCGUAGCCAACGACCUGCAAAUCGGUCAGACCGGCAAGAUUGUUGCACCUGAUCUAUACAUCGCUGUAGGCAUCAGUGGUGCUAUCCAGCAUUUGGCUGGUAUGAAGGACUCUAAGACUAUUGUUGCCAUCAACAAGGACCCUGAAGCACCUAUCUUCCAGGUCAGUGACUAUGGUCUGGUAGCCGAUUUGUUCAAGGCGGUUCCUGAGCUCACGGGCAAGCUGUAAACCAUUAAGAUAUAAAGAAAGAAUGAAGUAUAUAGUCCAACCAUUUUAGAUAAACUUUUUAUUAUUCUUGUAUACAGAACUUUACACUCCUCCGAGAUUUGUAAACAUUUUAUUGUUGAUCAGUAAUUUAUCAUGUGUAAGCCAAUUGUGAAUAAAGAUUGUUACAAUAA
This is a messenger RNA of Spodoptera litura, 1291 nucleotides long. RefSeq names its product electron transfer flavoprotein subunit alpha wal (gene wal). Lineage: Eukaryota; Metazoa; Arthropoda; Insecta; Lepidoptera; Noctuidae. Gene Ontology annotation, biological process: fatty acid beta-oxidation using acyl-CoA dehydrogenase. Gene Ontology annotation, cellular component: mitochondrion. Gene Ontology annotation, molecular function: electron transfer activity; flavin adenine dinucleotide binding. The record is from RefSeq and is a predicted model, not a curated record.